AUGAAUCGUGAAUCCAAUUCCCUGGCCGGUGCUAGCCAAGCAGCUAGUGACUUGCAUGAUGCCCUGUUCGCGCAGGUACCGGAGCUCAGAAAUGCCAUUGCCAUAAUGGAUGCUUGGAUUGACGACUUCGACAAGAUCACCGCCGCUCACGUUGAUGAGAUCAAGGAGUGGGAAGAAAAGUAUGCAGAUGCUGAGUGCAAGAUGGAGGAAAGGGAUAACAAAAUGGAAGGGCUGUACAUAAGGAUUGCGGAGAUGUACCAGAGAUCCGACGAGAAAGAUGCCGAACUGGCUAAUCUCCGGCUUGAGAGCGCAACUCUGCAUCAUGCUCUUGCUUUAAGUAAUGAUGCAAGCUACCGCCAAGAAAUAUUGGCCGAACAGAUCCAGGCCACCACCGCUCAUUAUGAACAAGAACUCGCAACUCUUGCCCAGGAAAAGAAUACUGUCAUCAGCGAAAAGGAUGCAGUAAUCGAUUAUCUCCACGAGGUAAUCGCAGUCAAAGAAGAUUCCCUCGCUAGGGAAGCCGAUAUCGCAGACCAACAGACCGAGAUGAUGGCCAGACAGAAUUCCAUCAUCGAAGAGCUUCAAGAGGAGAGCCGGCAAUAUAGACUGGCGUAUGAGAAUGCCGUUGCCGAUGCCCGACUGAGAGACGAUUAUAUCGCUGAGCAAGCCACUGAGGUUAGACACCUCAUGAGAAGGUGUCAAGAUCUCCAAGACGGUAUUGCCGGUGGGGGUCAGUGGGAACACGCUGCCAACGAGUUCGCCUUCGAUGGCAUCGCCGGUAGGAAUGAGCGAGAGAACGCCGAUUCUGAGACUGGGAUUGUCGUCACUGAUUCUUUGGGGGACAGGAGCGCCACUGAGUGUGUGGCAAGUUCCUCUGGCUUUAGCCCUGGCUCUGGAUCCCACAGUAUCAAGAGUGAACCCAACGAUAUGAAUAACAGUGUUGAGUGGGAUUCGAGUCCCUCAGAUCUUGACUCUGGCUCUGGAUCACACGAUAUCAUACGUGACCCGAGCGAUGUGGAUAACUACGUUGAGCAGGUCGCCAACUCUCCUCGUUUUGGCUCUGGCUUCCAACCCCACGGUAUCAAACGAGAAGUUGAGGACAUAUAUAAUGAUACCGACGAUGAAGACGAAUACGAGCAACCAACAAAGCACGUUAAGCUGACGUCCAGUCAGAAACUCCUAUCUCCAUCUUUCAAUGAUUCCUACGGCCCAUACUCUGCUGCAGCUUAUGAAUAUGGCCUGCCAGGCAGAUCUCCAUCGAGCAAGAUGUCUGACCAGGCGCAGAGAUCGCGGAUUUAGGCUUAACUGACAGUCGAGGUGAAGAGAAAAUGGACAUUGCAAGAAAUAUGCAGGAGAAUGGCGCUUGGGUAUCUGAAUUUGAAGGCCUUUGAGACAUGUAGAUAGAUGACGAGGCACUUGCCGACUGGUAUAUAUGAAACUGGGGCC
Amorphotheca resinae ATCC 22711 is the source of this 1446-nucleotide messenger RNA. RefSeq lists its product as hypothetical. The record is from RefSeq and is a predicted model, not a curated record. Bases 1 to 1299 code for a protein of 432 amino acids. The transcript is spliced from 3 exons. Lineage: Eukaryota; Fungi; Ascomycota; Leotiomycetes; Helotiales; Amorphothecaceae.